Acanthosepion pharaonis is the source of this 2169-nucleotide messenger RNA. NCBI's taxonomy places the organism in Eukaryota, Metazoa, Mollusca, Cephalopoda, Sepiida, Sepiidae. The record is from the annotation of a GenBank genome assembly.
AUGUCUCCAAACAAGUUUAUAAUCAUUAUACCCGACCAAGAUCACGUACCAAGUUCCUCUCUUCCUCCUUUCUCUCUAUCUGGUUUUAAUAUUUCUGUCUCACUGUUUGAUCGCUUACUAUCUGUUGAUGUAUCUUUUUUAUUUCUCUUCCCGCCUUUGUUUAUCUUUAUGUAUCUCUCUGUUUCUAUCUCUCUUCCCUCCUCUGUCUUUAUCUCUGUUUCUAUCUCUCUUCCCUCCUCUGUCUUUAUCUCUGUUUCUAUCUCUAUUCUCUUCUCUUUAUCUCUGUUUCUAUCUCUCUUCCCUCCUCUGUCUUUAUCUCUGUUUCUAUCUCUCUUCCCUCCUCUGUCUUUAUCUCUGUUUCUAUCUCUCUUCACUUCUCCCUCUGUUUCUGUCUCUCUUCCCUCCUCUGUCUUUAUCUCUGUUUCUAUCUCUCUUCUCUUCUCCGUCUUUAUCUCUGUUUCUAUCUCUCUUCCCUCCUCUGUCUUUAUCUCUGUUUCUAUCUCUCUUCCCUCCUCUGUCUUUAUCUCUGUUUCUAUCUCUCUUCCCUCCUCUGUCUUUAUCUCUGUUUCUAUCUCUCUUCUCUUCUCCGUCUUUAUCUCUGUUUCUAUCUCUCUUCCCUCCUCUGUCUUUAUCUCUGUUUCUAUCUCUCUUCCCUCCUCUGUCUUUAUCUCUGUUUCUAUCUCUCUUCCCUCCUCUGUCUUUAUCUCUGUUUCUAUCUCUCUUCCCUCCUCUGUCUUUUAUCUCUGUUUCUAUCUCUUCCCUCCUCUGUCUUUAUCUCUGUUUCUAUCUCUCUUCUCUUCUCCGUCUUUAUCUCUGUUUCUAUCUCUCUUCCCUCCUCUGUCUUUAGCUCUGUUUCUGUCUCUCUUCCCUCCUCUGUCUUUAUCUCUGUUUCUAUCUCUCUUACCUCCUCUGUCUUUAUCUCUAUUUCUAUCUCUCUUCCCUCCUCUGUCUUUAUCUCUAUUUCUAUCUCUCUUCCCUCCUCUGUCUUUAUCGCAGUUUCUAUCUCACUUCUCUUCUCCGUCUUUAUCUCUGUUUCUAUCUCUCUUCCCUCCUCUGUCUUUAUCUCUGUUUCUAUCUAUCUUCUCUUCUCUGUCUUUAUCUCUGUUUCUAUCUCUCUUCUCUUCUCUGUCUUUAUCUCUGUUUCUAUCUCGCUUCCCUCCUCUGUCUUUAUCUCUGUUUCUAUCUCCCUUCCCUCCUCUGUCUCUCUUUAUUAAUCUAUCUUCCCUCAUCUGCCUCUCUUUAUUUAUCUCUAUUCCUUCCUCUGUCUCUCUCUAUUUAUCUCUCUUCCUUCCUCUGUCUCUCUUUAUUUAUCUUGCUGUUUAUAUCUCUCUUCCCUCCUCCGUCUCUCUUUAUUUAUCUCUCUGUUUCUAUCUCUCUUCCCUCCUCCGUCUCUCUUUAUUUAUCUCUCUUUCUAUCUCUCUGUCCUCCCUCUUUCUUUAUUUAUCUCUGUUUCUAUCUCUCUUCCCUCCUCCGUCUCUCUUUAUUUAUCUCUCUGUUUCUAUCUCUCUUCCCUCCUCCGUCUCUCUUUAUUUAUCUCUCUAUUUCUAUCUCUCUUCCCUCCUCCGUCUCUCUUUAUUUAUCUCUCUGUUUCUAUCUCUCUUCCCUCCCCCGUCUCUUUAUCUAUCUCUCUGUUUCUAUCUCUCCUCCCUCCUCCGUCUCUCUUUAUUUAUCUCUCUCGCCCUCCUCUGUCUCUCUUUAUUUAUCUUGCUGUUUCUAUCUCUGUCUCUCUUUAUUUAUCUCUCUGUUUCUAUCUCUCUUCCCUCCUCCGUCUCUCUUUAUUUAUCGCUCUUUUUCUAUCUCUCUUCCCUCUUCUGUCUCUCUUUAUUUAUCUCUCUGUUUCUAUCUCUCUCCCUUUCUCUGUAUAAGAUUUUGACAAACCAAACACAUGAUAAUUCACUUUACAGUCUUUCUCUCUUCUCUUCAAACUUGACUGCCGAAAGCGUUUGUCCCUUUUUCAUUGUCAUCAGUUUUAUGUCUCCCUUUCAAAUUCAUCUUGAUAUAUUCGCCAUCUUAAAUAUGUCCGAAUUCAUUUACUGCAGUGAUGUUAAGGCCCCAAUUAAGCACAGAGUGAAUCGAGCACUUUCUCUCUCUCUCUCUCUCUCUCUCUCUCUCUCUCUCUCUCUCUCCUUCUUCCUCUUCACUAUCUCUCUUUUUCUUUCUCUAAAAUGA